AAGGACAGCGUGGAAGCUCUCGGGGAAGCAGAAGAAGCUCUGAAACAGGCCAUGCGCCAAGUUCUUGAGCAGGAGGCCACUGCUGGAAACGUCAGCAGCAGCGGGCGGCAAAGUGAAGAGCUUCACAGCUUGGAGGCACAACUCAAGGCUGAAGUGGCAGAGGCACGUGUGCUGGAGAUGACAAUGCCAAAUUGCUCAACACGAAGGGCAAUUUAUAGAGCAGAGCGCAGCUUAGAACACUUCACCCUAUGGAAAGCCGCGCCGGAGAUCAAUGCAAACCUCUCGGCUUUGUCCAAUCCGGCCGUUGAGAACUGGCUUAGCGAGCAGCAAAGGGAGGAGAUCAAGAGUGCAUACCAACGCUUUUUGGCCAGGUGUCAAGAGCUGGACUUGGGCAUUUCCAAACCAAGUCCAUCCGACGAAGAGGGUGAUGUGAGGACAAGCCAGCUCAAUGCAAUGGAGGUGGCUUCAGCUGAGCGGCCCCUGGUCCGUGUAGAUGCUUCAUCUGUUGUUGGUGCCUACGCCGGGUACGAGCCGCGCUUGGUCUACAUCGACUCAAGUGGACAUGUCAACCAUGAGGCACCUUCAGAGGCCGUGACGAGCUUCGACGGAACCUUUACCACGGAUUUGCCGCUUUGGAAUCAAUCUGCUCUCCGGCUAAUGCAGGCAGACUCCACUACAUCGCCGACAGCUGGAAAUCAGGAGUGUCAGAUUGCAGAGCGACCACAGAGAAGACGUCGCCCGCAGUUGCAACGAGCUAUGACCCGCAGAGAAAGGCGGCUUGAGCGAACGAUGAGUGGGCAGCCCUACCAUGUUUUGGACACAGCCCGCGCUGUCGUCCAGGCCGGCUCUACGCUUUUACCAGCUUCCGCACUACCUCCACAUGCUCUACCAGGAGUCUUGGUGCGGCGCUACACCUUCUUGAUCAGCUUCUUGUGGAUUGUUUCUGGCAUCACCCACGGCAUCAGGUGGACCUCAAAUCACGUCAUCAUUGCAGGUGAGCCGUUUCUGGACGGACACGCCUUGCAAGUGCAAUGGCCGAAGCCCGCGCAUCUUUUUGAGGUGAAUGGCCUGGAGUGCAAUGGCUCUCAGGUGCUUCUUCAAAACCGUUUCAGCCACUUCCGUGCUGUUCUUGGGCUCGAGAUGACGCAUUUGGAGGAGCUCCAGGAGCUCCAGGAGCUUCCGUCACCAGGCGAUCAUCACCAUUUGCAGAUUCCCAGCCAGUGGUUGCAUUGGUCUGUCCAGCCUUGCAACGGCUGCGCAGAGCGCUGGGCGGCUGGAUGGGCGUCCUCUGGUGAGAUCUUUGUGGGAGUCGCAAGCAACGAAAGCAACGCAGCACCACGCUUGAGGUACGCCUUGAAAGCGAGCUUGGCAUCGUGC
Durusdinium trenchii is the source of this 1377-nucleotide messenger RNA. The record is from the annotation of a GenBank genome assembly. Lineage: Eukaryota; Dinophyceae; Suessiales; Symbiodiniaceae.